AUGGAGGACGACGUCGUUUUCCCGGUGGCGGGAGCCAUGUUCUUCCUGCAGUCUGCAAACGUGGAGGCCCAGUGUGCAGGUGUCUUGGAGGAUAGUCCACGUCCGUCAACAACCAGUCAAGGCUAUGUUCUGCCGGAAGGAAAAAUCAUGCCAAACACAGUCUUUGUUGGUGGAAUUGAUAUAAGGAUGAAUGAAGUAGAAAUUCGUAGUUUCUUCGAACGAUAUGGUACUGUGAAAGAGGUGAAAAUCAUCACUGACAGAACUGGUGUUUCCAAAGGGUAUGGAUUUGUAUCUUUCCUGGACAACGUGGAUGUUCAAAAAAUUGUAGAAUCACAAAUCAACUUCCAUGGCAAAAAGCUGAAACUGGGGCCAGCUAUUAGAAAGCAACAGAACUUGUGUUCUUAUGUACACCCGAGACCAUUAGUCUUCAGUCCUCCUGCUCCACAGUUCCAUAGUGUAUGGAGUAGUCAAAAUACAGAGACAUACAUGCAGCCUCCCGCUGUAAUGAGCCCAGUAACACAGUACGUUCAGACAUAUCCAUACAGUUCACCAGCUUUACUGAUACAGCAGCAAGUUCCUGUAGGAUAUCAGCCAGCUUACAACUAUCAGGUUCAACCACCAUGGCUUGCUGGGGAGCAAAGAAAUUAUGUUAUGCCUCCAGUUUAUACUUCAGUAAGCUAUCACUGCACUGAGGAUCCAGAAUUUAUCCAGACAGAGUGUACUGUUCCAGAGCCAGCACAAUCAUCUAGUAGCAGUCCACAAAAGAAGUCUGUGGACAGGAGCAUACAGACAGUAGUAUCCUGUCUCUUUAAUCCUGAGAAUCGUCUGGGGAACACCUUUGUAUCACAAGAAGACUACCUUAAGGAGAGAAAGCCUCAUCACUUCAGAAAAGGAAGAGCAGUACUCAAAAGUGUUUGAUCAACAAAGACUUUAAAGUAUCUAAAUUCAUUAACUUGAUGUUACUACAGUUCAGUUUAGCAGUGUGUGCAGUAUAACCUUUUUCA
Chaetura pelagica (chimney swift) is the source of this 1004-nucleotide messenger RNA. RefSeq names its product deleted in azoospermia-like (gene DAZL). The record is from RefSeq and is a predicted model, not a curated record. Bases 1 to 918 code for a protein of 305 amino acids. Lineage: Eukaryota; Metazoa; Chordata; Aves; Apodiformes; Apodidae. Gene Ontology annotation, molecular function: mRNA 3'-UTR binding; protein binding. The transcript is spliced from 11 exons.